Molecule: messenger RNA, 7544 nt
Organism: Tyto alba (common barn owl)
Lineage: Eukaryota; Metazoa; Chordata; Aves; Strigiformes; Tytonidae
Gene: ALPK1
Product: alpha kinase 1
Exons: 14
Coding region: 172-3813 (1213 amino acids)
Biological process (GO): protein phosphorylation
Molecular function (GO): ATP binding; protein serine/threonine kinase activity
Source: RefSeq, a predicted model, not a curated record
GCUGGUGAGGCUGUGACCAGCUCCAGCGCUCCUCCUGCGAGCCUGUGGCUUUGUGCUAGGUACCUCAGCCUUGAAGGGAUCCUUUUCAUUUAGAAUCCGUGUCUUCUCUUAAGUAAUUGAUCACCGUGCACCCGGGGACACCCAAUUCACAGCCGAGUGGGAUCAGCCUUCAUGAAUAAUCAAAAUGCCGUGGCCACGCUGCUGGAGGAGUGCAAGCGAGCUCUGGACACGCUGCUGUUGGCGAAGGCUGACACGGGCGAGGAAGAUGAGCGAGAAUACCGGCGGUGUCAAGAUUUGCUUUCUGAGGACUUGAAAACCCUUCUGGAGGAGGCAAAGGAAAUGAAGUGGCCCUUUGUGCCGGAGAAGUGGCAAUACAAACAAGACCUUGGCCCAGAAGACAAAACAAACCUGCAAGAUAUGAUCAGCCCGAGGCUCCCGGAUUUGCUGGUUUAUUUGAAAGCCUCCAUCAUGGUCAAGGACUGCGUAACGGCAACUGCUAUUGUGUUCCUGAUUGACCGGUUCCUGUAUUGGAUUGAUGCCUCCAGAAAACUUCUUCAGAUUGCCAAGGGUCUGCACAGGCUGCGGCCCGCCACGCCGAUCAGUCCUCAGGUGCUCAUCCGCCAGGCUCGCCUCUCCGUCAACACAGGUAAACUUUUAAAAGCUGAAUAUAUCCUAAGCAGCCUAAUUAAUGACAACGGAGCAACAGGUACCUGGCGAUACGCUAAGGAAAGCGAUAGGACUCUCGUUCAGUCAGUUUGCUUACAAAUCAGAGGACAGAUUCUGCAAAAGCUUGGGAUGUGGUAUGAGGCAGCAGAGUUGAUCUGGGCUUCAGUUGUGGGAUAUUUCAAACUUCCUCAACCAGAUAAAAAGGGAAUUGCUACUUCCUUGGGUAUUAUGGCAGACAUCUUUUCUUCCAUGAACGAGAAGGAUUAUAUACAUUUUAAAACCAAUGCUGAGAUUGACCUGGGCCUUCUCCAAGAGUUCAGUCACCGCUUAUUAUCAGCGGCCGAGGCCUGCAAACUAGCAGCAGCCUACAGCCAGUACACCCCGCUGUUUGUCCUCACAGCCGUGAACAUCCGUGGGGUGUGUUUGCUGUCCUAUAGUCACUCCAAGGACUGUCCCCCAGAAAAGAGAAAGUUCUACCUGUCCGAAGCCAAAGAAUCCUUUGAGAUUGGCCUCCUCACCAAGACCGAUAAGAGUCCUGUCACCAGCAAGCAGGAGCUCCACAGUUUUAUUAAAGCUGCUUUCUGCCUCACAACUGUGCAUCGAUGGCUCUAUGGGGAGAGCGAGAAACUCCGUGAGGUGAGACAGCUGUGUAGAGAAGCCAUGGGAAAACUGCAUUCAUACAGCACUUCAUUUACAGAAGAGGAAGAGAAAGGAAUGCUUGCCAAGGAGAUCAUGUCUCUGAUCACCUCUGUGAAGCAGCGCCUGCAAGUGGAAAGCUUCCCGAAUUCUGAUGCCAGGUCUUACGUUCCAGACAGUUAUAAAGGCACAGUGGAAAAACCUACCCUGCAAGGAGAAGCCAGCUUUGAGAAAAUCCUUGCCAUGAAUUCUCAGCAUCAUCUGUCAGUGUGUGAAGUGUUUGAAAAUACCUGCCGGAUUCAUAAAACCACACGAGGAGAAUCCCAAGUGGGAGCUUGUAUCACAACCUUAAGAACAGAAACCCAAAACAUAGACACUGCGUGUACUACUGAAGAAGUAGCGUACCAGAGGAAAGGCACUGCAAAAAUGCUGCCUUCUCCGACAGCAGGAAGUAGCUCAGAGAGGCUCAGUGGCCAGAGGAACAAAUGCAUUGGCUCCGAUGUGAUGAAAAUUUCCUUAGAUGAAGAGAUCGAGCCGUCAGAAAUAAAUGAUGAUAACAGUGUUUUCAGCAGAUGGAAAAGCAGGAGUUCUACUUCAGAGACCUCUUGGUGCAAGCUGUCAAAAUCAAGUUACUCUUCCAGCUGGGAGGAACUAAACUGCAAUAGCAGCAAAGGGUCCCCCAGGGAAGGGCAGCAGGGGGAAAAAGGCUCAGCGGAAGAGCAGUGUUGCACCACAGAAUCUGAUGAAGAUGGUCAAGCUGCGUACUUGCGCUCAUUGCCUCCCAGAGCCUGGCAUCCUCCUCCUCGAGAGCCUGUACACAGCUCUUGGGGAUCUCCUCAGCCUUCCUCAAAGUCAGAUGUACCUCUAGCUGGGAGGCUGGUGGAAAAGGCGUCUCAUUGCGAAGAAGAGCUGCGGGAGGCAAGACACCACCGUGGAAAGAGCUCUUCAGAGAAGAAAGAAGGGGAGGUGAACAAUGUGGUUCCUUCCCUCUCCGCCCCUUACUCUGUUCCUCACAGGCCAGACAAGGAGAAGGAGGAGGAAGAGGAGAAGGAGAUGAAGUCCUCUGGGGCAGAGCUGGGCUGCAGGACCAAGGACAGUAGCAGGGAGGGCGGUGCCCCUGCGUCCCGGCCCCAAAGCCAGUUUGGGGGGGACCACCUGGAAGGAGAAAUUGCAAAUAGCACAGGGGGUCCCUUGUUUGAGGCACGCUCCCCCACAAAUGGGGGUGCUUCUGUACGAUCAACGACCACCGAGCCGAAAACGGCCAGUGACUCCUCUGUGCGUGACUGGCUGAGGAAAUCUGCCGUGGUGGGAAAUGGAUCUCUCAAAGUGCCCGAAGUUGAUGCCCAAGCAGAAGCAAUAAACAGCACUGAAUUUGAUUUCAUCGAUGUUGGAGACUUAGUAAGCAAUUACCCUACAGCGUCUGUUCCAAAGCAUCAAUCAACUCCCAGUGCACCACCAGCUUUGCCCUCGGGGGGAAGGAUACCCAUGGCCAAGCACUUUGACUGUGCCACUACUGAAGAAGACGAAGAAAAGUCUUGGGACGUGGUGAGCAGCAAGAGACAGUCCUGUUCAUCUCUGAGUUCAUGGUACAAAUCAACACAGACACCCAAGAGUUCCCCUGAGGGUUCAUUUCUGAACCCAAGUGGUUUUGUCUUCAUGCCUGGGAGAACAAAGCAAGAAAUCCUUGACGCGCGAUUUCUGAGGGAUGAUGAUUACCUGCAGCUUCUGGCAGGCGUAGAACAUAAUUGGCUUGUCCAGAGACUGAAGCCUACUGGAAUUUUUAAGCCUAAACAGCUUCGUAAAGCAUACUCUGCUCUUCUUUUAAAAUACUCAAAGAAAUCAGGCCUCUGGACAGGCCAAGAAACAGCUGUGUUCAUUGGGGACUACCUGAACGUGGCAAAGGAAGGCAGACAGAGAAGUGCAUUUUGGAUACACUUCCUGCACCAAGAAGAAAGCCUGGGAAGGUAUGUUGGGAAAGAAUAUAAAGAAGAAAAAGGGCUGCUUCAUCAUUUCAGUGAUGUGGAACGGCAAAUGACUGCCCAGUACUACGUGACGGAAUUCAACAAAAGGCUGUAUGAGCAAAAGAUCCCUACACAAAUCUUUUAUAUUCCAUCUGCAGUACUCCUGAUACUGGAAGAAAGAACUAUAAAAGGAUGUGUGAGCGUGGAGCCCUACAUCCUUGGGGAGUUUGUGAAGCUGUCCAAUAACACGGAUGUGGUAAAGAAUGAGUACAAAGCCACAGAGUACGGUCUGGCCUACGGCCAUUUCUCCUAUGAGUUCUCCAAUGGAACAGACAUUGUUGUCGAUCUUCAAGGCUGGGUUACAGGCAACGGGAAAGGCCUCAUCUACCUCACAGACCCCCAGAUUCAUUCUCUUAAUAGCAGAGAUAUUUCACGCUCCAACUUUGGGAAGAAAGGAAUUCAUUACUUCUUUAAUAACCAACACAUGAAGUGCAACGAAAUCUGCCGCUGCCUUUCUCUAACAAGACCCUCAGUAGAGCUGCCAAUGUAGACUUGCACAAGACGGUCACACAAAGAACGACCCGUAAACUGGAGAGUAUUUUAUCCUACACACCUCUAGGAGCAUAUUGUCUUUGUGAGAACAGAGCCACUGAGACGAUACCCGUGUGAGUCAGGUCAGUCAUUACCUGCAGGAGUCUGGCAAGUUCUGGUCAGUGCAUCCAGGCUGAUAACACCAUGUUACCAUCCCAUGUACCAUCUGAACCUCAUGUUGUUGUAGCCAUCUGUAAGAAUUAACAGAAGAACAUCAGAAGAAUAAGAAAACAACCUCCCAAAUUCAGCUAGGGGUGUACCACAAGACGGUAUAUACUUCUAGUCAGGCCCAGUAAGGGCAAUAGGCACCAUCGGCUCUUUGGAAACGGGACGUGAAAUAGAGUUGUAUUUCAACCAUCUGCAAAAUUUUCAGAAACUUGUAUAAAUGCUUCAAGGAGCAAAUCGUAACGUUUUGCUUUGCUUAAAAAAUAACCUAAGUUUCUUUCUGAGGUGUGUAUGUCUAUGUGCACGCGUGACCACACAACGUCUAAACAGAUGAAAAUACGGUUUUAACUGUAACAGCCAAGAAAGCUCUGCUGCUCUGCAAGGCAAAAAUAGUGUUCUUGAACCAAGAGUUGCUUCACAUGAGUAAUUUAGGACUGCUACAUUUAACAGACUCUCAGAAGACUUUCCCAAGAGAAGAACAGUUCUCACUUAAGGACAGCACGCCUCUUCUGCCUGUAAUGAAACUGUGAGCACGGCGGAUUUGGUGACCAAUUCUAUAACUGAUUCCCACAGAUCAUCUCACUGGACGUCAGUGUAGCCGCUUGUACAAAGGUUCGGGGGGGAGACCAGCAUCUAGUAAGCACAGAGUAAGCAGCCUCAGUGCCAGUUUUGGUUCCAACUAGGCAGGCAAAGCGCCCCUUCCCUUUGAGCUUCUGUCUUCCAGCCUCAGAGCUGGAAGGUGUUCGGGAAGGAGAGGCACCUUUCUCAGCCGGGCCCCCGGCAGAAGCAGGCAGAAGGAGACUUGCAAUUUGCUGCCAGUAGCAGCAAGGACGACGUAUCCGAGGGGUUGUGCCUCAGUGCUGGUGGAAGCACAGCCUGCAGAGAGAGCUGCCAGCCGGCUGCUUUUCUGGCACAUCCCAGAAAAUACAGUUAUGAAAGUAAAACAUAUGCCCGAUAAUAUUUAAGUCACGUUUUUAAAGACUGCCUCUACCAACAGCCCAUGCUGAGACCCUGAUCCUUCCACUCCACGCGUACGGCCCAAGGCUGAAUUUCUACUUACGUGAUGGGGGGGUUUUCUUGACAACUCCGCCUGUGCUUGGAACACACUUUAUCAUCAUUUUUUUUACCCCUGAUUUUUACCACCAGGACUGAACAGCCUGUAGCAUGUGUACUGGCCACAUGCUUCAGUAGUGCCUGCCGGGUUAGCGGCAGCUGCAGCCUUUUACUUUUUAUGAAACAAUCUUUUGUGGGGGUUGUUUUGUUUUGAUUUGGUUUGUUGUUUGUUUCUUUUUAAAAACUGAAGCUCGCAAUUUAUUCACGUGACCUCCUUGGACCCCUCCGGCAGUUCACGUACCGAUAAACUCUCACCAACCUCCAAGAGACCCACUGCUAGAGUUACUCUGUCACAGCCAAUUUCAGAAGCACGUAGAGGACAGUAAUGCCCUCCCAGUUUUGUGAGUUCUAGCUGAAGAGCUGAAAUAUUUUAUUUUUUCUUCCCCCUCUGUCCCGUCCAGCCCCCCCGAUUUUUUGCUGAAAAGAGUCAAACCUGUUGUCAUGGCCAGAUAAUGUAUACGUGCGCUGUAGAGAAAACAGCCAUAAAAAAAAAAAAAAAAAAAAAAAAAAAGAGGGGAUGGGAGCACAAAAUGCUGCAUCCCUUCAGUAUUGAAUUAAGCUAAUUGGAGUGUCAGGGUGAAAAAAAAAAAGAAAAAAAAGGCAAAAAACCUCUUGGUAACAUCACCCAUAUUCAGAUUAUGAUGAAAGAUGCAUUUUCAAAUCAAAGAGGCUGACUAGUGCAUUUUCAUUCUAAAUAAUGCAAUUGUCCAUUUUACAUCUACUGCGGACGGACUUUUAAUGGCCUGGAUGGGCGAGCUUCAACCUUCAUUUGGAAGGGAUGAUUAACCUCCGUGGGCUUCCAGGAGGAUGCUUGUUUCACCCCCCCGUCAGGGCUGCAUUGCAGAUUUUGAUUAAAAGCAGAGGGCCUGUCUCUGCAUCUACAGGUUGCAGCCGAUUUUCGGUUCCACAGGAGGAGGGAAGCGAUCUUGCAUUCCUCCCGCACGCGUUUCCUGGUGUUACUGGCCUCACCAGCAAGCAGAAAAGCUACUUCUGGGAAAAUUCAAACAACAGUUACAGGUGUUCCACUUAACAGGGCCACGUAGGACUGGAAUAACAGACAGGACCGAAGCUAACGUUUGUCGCUGCCUCUCCAGCCAAAGGAAACUGUGAUGAGACCUGGGUUUUACUCUUCCAGGACCGUGCCAGCACCUCCAGGACAUGUGUGUGCCUGCACAUGCAUGUGCACUCCCAUGUGUAUUAUGGGGCUCAUCAUGUGAAAAACGGUAGGUAGCCUUCCCACUCCAGCAGCAGUGAAAAGCUGCCUUCGUUGCAAAUUCCCCUCUUCUCCUCCAAAGCCCUGGUGUCCCCCUGUCCCCGAGCUCAAAGGCUGGGAUCGUUUCUUUGGGGAGAUUUUCCUGGUGAGAAAGGGAACACAGCAUCAAACUUCCACAAAAAGAGGGGUCCCCGGCAGAGAGUUAGCUCUGACAAAACCAUCCGCUUUUGUUUCUGCGGCCAGCAGAGAUUUUUAGGGCUUUUGUUCCCACUUUUUAGCAACGCUAUUGUUUUCUAGGUGAUGUUUGUGCCGAGCUGUUUGGAAAGAUGCCUUAUCACUGCACUGACCGAUUAGAACUAGGUGUAAAGGAGGGAGAAUCAAGAGAAGGAAAAAAAAAAAAAAUUAAAUCUCUUUAUUAUGGUGCAUAAACCUUCAGUGUUGGGGAGCUGGGCAGCUGCGCAGGAAGAAAAAUGCAUUCAAAAAUAUAAUGCUAGUGUGAAUAAUCCUUUCUCGAAUGCUGCUUGCAGACCGCUUCAGCUUUGUCAGGUGAACUUGAACUGGGCCAUCAGAUUUGCUGCCGUUCCCAUUGCACACUGUCUAUCACCCCGGGGCAUUCACCAUCUUGACUGUUGUUAAAAGCGAGCAAACAAUCCAUCAUUGAGCCGGGGAGUCACUCGCUCAUAGAAAAGUAAAAUCGGCAUGUGACGGUACACUCGGCCCCAGUGUUUCGCAGAUUAAAGUGAUACAUGAAAACUCACGUGUUACUGGGAAGAUUAAGUCCGUUAUCUUGUUCUGCAGCCAAUAAAGGGCGGCCUUGUCUGCAGCAGUAGGGAAAUGCUGGCUCUAACCAAGUGACAAACGCUGUUCAUACAUAGCUUCGUGCUCCGGCAAAAGGGAGCGCCGAGCUCUGAAGGGGAAACAAAGCUAGUUAGCCAGAUCUCGGGAAUUAAUAGGCAGCAGAGAUGCUGUGUUAAAGCCUCUCUGCAGAGGCUUUCCCUUCUCUAUAGAGACAAUUAAAAGCAAAACAAAACCUCCCGGACAAUCUCUGCAGAACAAAGUGUCCUAAUACGCUGCCAGCAGCCGGCCCCGCAACGCCUGCUGUAAUAGCACACGCAGUUUCGACACCCCUGAGAAGUAAUGCCUUUUCCAGUUUACGCCUCUUGCUCAAAGAAAGAAAGAAAGAAAAAAAUCUAUUUAGA